Molecule: messenger RNA, 956 nt
Organism: Indicator indicator
Lineage: Eukaryota; Metazoa; Chordata; Aves; Piciformes; Indicatoridae
Gene: DUSP12
Product: dual specificity phosphatase 12
Exons: 6
Coding region: 1-930 (309 amino acids)
Biological process (GO): protein dephosphorylation
Cellular component (GO): nucleus
Molecular function (GO): protein tyrosine/serine/threonine phosphatase activity
Source: RefSeq, a predicted model, not a curated record
AUGGUAGCGGUGCUACCGGGGCUCUACAUUGGCGGUGCGGAGUCGUGUUCGUCCCCGGAAUCGCUGACGGCGGCGGGGGUGGUGGCGGUGCUGACGGUAGACGCAGAGAAGGCGCCGGUGGUCCCGGGGGUGCGGGCAAUGCACGUUCGGGCGCUGGACGAGCCCGGCGCUGACCUGCUGAGCCACCUGGAUGACUGCGCCGCCUUCAUCGGCGCGGCGCGGGCGGGCGGCGGUGCCGUACUAGUGCGCUGUCAGGCCGGGGUGAGCCGCAGCGUGGCUGUGGUGACCGCCUACCUCAUGAAGACCGAGGGACUCGGCUGGGAGCAGGCGUAUGCCGCCGUCAGAGCUGCCAAACCCGAUGUCGAGGUGAACCCGGGUUUCCAGGGGCAGCUGAAGCUCUACGAGGCCAUGGGCUGCGCCGUGGACAGCAGCAGCGCCGUCUACAAGCGGUAUCGGUUGCAGAUGCUGACGGAGAAGUGCCCCGAACUUCAAGACUUGCCCCGAGAAGUCUUUGCUGUUGAUCCAAACAAUAUAUGUCAAACUCCGAACACAGAGGUUCUCUACAGAUGCAGGAAGUGCAGGCGUGCUCUGUUCCGUAGCUCCAGCAUUCUGUCCCACAUGGAAGGAAGUGGACCAACAGCCUUUGCCCACAAGAGGGUAACGGACUCUGCCCAGCUUUGUGGAGAUGGCCGCGAAAAGUGCACCUCUUACUUUACUGAGCCUGUGCAGUGGAUGGAGCCUGCGUUGCUCGGAGUAAUGGAAGGACAGCUUCUGUGUCCCAAAUGCGCAUCAAAGCUGGGCUCCUUUAGCUGGCGGGGUGAUCAGUGUUCCUGUGGCCGCUGGGUGACACCUGCCUUCCAGAUCCACAAAAGUCGAGUGGAUGAAGUGAGGACACUACCAGUUGGUAACUUCCAAACUGCCAAGACCUGAACUUGUCACUGCCCUCAGUGGGAUUC